Messenger RNA from Eremothecium sinecaudum, 1779 nucleotides. RefSeq names its product putative glycosylphosphatidylinositol-alpha 1,2 mannosyltransferase (gene GPI10). The coding region runs from base 1 to 1779 and encodes 592 amino acids. Lineage: Eukaryota; Fungi; Ascomycota; Saccharomycetes; Saccharomycetales; Saccharomycetaceae. Gene Ontology annotation, biological process: GPI anchor biosynthetic process. Gene Ontology annotation, molecular function: alpha-1,2-mannosyltransferase activity. Gene Ontology annotation, cellular component: endoplasmic reticulum membrane. The transcript has a single exon. The record is from RefSeq and is a predicted model, not a curated record.
AUGAAGGAGCUCAUGUAUCUUAAGCCUCUGAUACUAUUCAGAAUUAUUAAUGCGUUGCUUACCAAAUCUUUCUUUCAAGCUGAUGAAUUCAUGCAAUCGCUUGAACCAGCACACGUAAAAGUGUUUGGUUAUGGUCAAUUAACGUGGGAAUGGCAGCAUGGGAUUAGGAGUUAUGGAUUUCCAUUCAUAUUUGAGUUAGUUUAUUACUGCGUGAUAUUCUUGAGUAAAUUGAGCUCAAUUAUUGUAUCUAUGGCGGUUGAAUGCUAUCAUCAAUUAUUUAUCGUAUCUUUCCCAAAUAGUAAACUGGGUUUGGAUAUGUUAAAUGAGAUGGUCAAGUUCCCAGGAGAAAUUGAGACUUUUGUGGAGUAUUACGGAGUCUGGUAUGGACCAAAGAUAGCAAUGGCGGUUAUUGCCGCCAUUGGUGAGUUCUAUAGCAUGCUAUUUAUAGGAAAAAUCUUCCAAAGGAUAAUGAAUAAGGAGGAUGAUAAGGUUCAGGAGAGCGAAUCCGUUAAGAAAAUAGCAAUGGUUUUAUCUUUGACCAACUUUUUCAAUUGUUUUUUUAUUACACGGACCUUUAUCAAUUCCUUUGAAAUGGCGCUAACAAGUGCAGCCUUGUAUUACUGGGAUUGGGAUGGUGGACUUGGAAUAAAAGGCUCUGAUUUUACGAAAAGUUUAGCAAUUUCCAUAUUUGCAACUUUCCAAAGACCUACUAACAUUAUACUCUGGGCUGUUUUGGGAGCACUUUUAUCGUUGAACUUAAUCUGUAAGAAAAACUGGUCAUUAUUGGUUUACCUUUACGGCAAAAUUAUUUUGGUAAGUUUGCCAGUCUGUGCUCUAUCUGUGGCUAUAGACUAUUCUUUCUAUGGAGAAAUUAGGUUUCCAUUCGUUAAAUUCUUGGAAUUUAAUGUUCUUACACCCAUGGCGAACUUUUAUGGGAAGAUGCCUUGGCAUUUCCACAUUGUUCAAAGCUUACCGCUACUAUUAGGCUUUACUAUACCACUUUUUAUCCACUCCUUCUUCCUAAAGAGUUCUAGGAAGUUCUCUCCUUGGUUUCAAGAUCCUUUGUUCCAAAUCAGGGCAUUAUUUGUGAUUAACUUGAUUCUUUGUUCUAUUACGACUCAUAAAGAAUUUCGUUUCAUCUAUCCGAUGCAACCAAUUCUCCUCGCAUUUACAACUUUGGAUUUCCAUUACUGGCUUCGUUUGUACCAUCCAACUGAUAUAAAGAUGAGCCUUUCUCAAUUAUCUUGGUUUUUCUGGUUUCUACCAGCACUUUCUGUGUUUGGAGCAUUUAUGCUGUGUAAUUUCCAUGAAACCGGGACAAUUGAGAUUAUGAGUUACUUGCAUUCUAUACCAUCAAUCAAAAGCGUUGGCUUUGUAAUGCCAUGUCACUCCACUCCAUGGCAAUCACAUUUACAUCGAGGUGACAUCGACGACAUUUGGGCCAUAACCUGUGAGCCUCCGCUACACCUAUUGAACUCACCAGAUGUUGGAAAGGCCAUUGAUUCAUACAUAGAUGAGAGUGACUAUUUGUACUUCAACACAGCAGAGUUCUUUCAUCGAAACUUUGUACCUGUUUCCAAAGAAGUGCCUGGUCACAAGCUCACAUACGAAUGGCCCGAAUAUCUUGUCAUCUUUGAAGAAAUGGAUAAGGCAUUUAUGCAUGAGCAUUUAAAAGACACUAACUACGCAGUAGUUAAACGUUUGUUUAAUUCUAUUUUUCAUUGGGAUAGAAGAAGGAUGGGCGAUAUUGUAGUCUAUCGUAAAUUUCCAUUAAAAUGA